Messenger RNA from Aureobasidium musti, 697 nucleotides. NCBI's taxonomy places the organism in Eukaryota, Fungi, Ascomycota, Dothideomycetes, Dothideales, Saccotheciaceae. The record is from the annotation of a GenBank genome assembly.
GAAACCCUGGGCAAAACCAAAGAUGGCGGCAACGAAACACUCCGGCGGCCCUUUCAUCCUCUCGCGCGCAACCACACCCUCAGAUUUCGAUCGCAUUGUCGCCUGCGAAUUCAAAACCUUUACCGAUCCUUUCAUUCGCGAUCUCUUCAUGGGUCCCGACACUCCUGCGGGUCAAGCGAAUCUCUCUUCUCAUUAUCAACAGAUUCUCAACGCCAAUCCCAGUGAUGUAUGGAUCAAAGUGGAAGAUAAGGCUACGGGCGAGAUUGUGGGUGCCAGUAACUGGAGAGUGCAUGUGAAUCAUGUACCAGAACACCAAGAAGAGGACAUGGGAUGGGGAUGGUUGGAAGGAAAUCGCGAGAAGCUGAAAAAAGUCAAAGAGGUUAUGACUGAUAUUAUGGAGAAGAGGAAAGAACUGUUUACGGAGCCUUAUUGUCAACUGCACAUCUGCUUCACAGACCCGGAUUAUCAACGCAGGGGUAUUGGAUCCAUGAUGCUGCAGUGGGGUUGCAGCCUCGCUGAUCAUUUGUUCCUGCCAUCUUGGGUCGAGGCGUCACCAACAGGCAACCUCUUGUAUCGAAAGUAUGGAUAUAGAGAUAUUGAUGUGAANAAGGGCGGAGACAUGGCAGGGAGCUUGAUGAANAGGGAAGCUAAAGUGUUGUCAAUCGAAAGUGGAGAAAAAGCAGCAAUAAGUUCGACU